CUGCUGUGCUUAUGUUUCACAGGCAACGUCCCAUUAAUGCAGAAAAGAUAUAAAGCAGCAGUGCAGUGACAGCAGGAAAAGGUAAAUACAAGAAAAGGUUCCCAUUUUAAAAGCCAUUGGAAGACACUCUGCCACCCUCUUGGAUUACUUCCCACCUGACUCAGCAUGUCACUGUGCCCUGGAUUUUACAAGGUGGCCAUGAUUUAAUCCCCACUUCCCACUCCUAUGUAUUGGUGAAGCAUUGGGGCUCUUUUGAGCUGCUGUUACUCCUGUGGGAACUGAUCUGUCUCCAGUCCCUUCUCCCAAGGACUAGACAUUGCCAGCAAUGAGCUCCCAAAGCCAUCCAGAUGGGCUUUCUGGCAGAGACCAGCCAGUGGAGCUGUUGAAUCCACCUCGAGUGAACCACAUGCCCAGCUCUGUUGACGUGAGCACAGCCCUGCCCUUGCAAGUGGCGCCGAGCUCGGUGCCCAUGGACCUGCGGCUGGACCACCAGUUCUCCAUGCCGGUGACAGAGCCCACGCUGCGGGAGCAGCAGCUGCAGCAGGAGCUGCUGGCCCUCAAGCAGAAGCAGCAGAUCCAGAGGCAGAUCCUGAUUGCAGAGUUCCAGCGGCAGCAUGAGCAGCUUUCCCGGCAGCACGAGGCGCAGCUGCACGAACACAUCAAGCAGCAGCAGGAGAUGCUGGCCAUGAAGCAUCAGCAGGAGCUCUUGGAGCACCAGAGGAAGUUGGAGCAGCACCGACAGGAGCAGGAGCUGGAGAAGCAGCACCGAGAGCAGAAACUGCAGCAGCUGAAAAACAAAGAGAAAGGGAAAGAGAGUGCAGUGGCAAGCACAGAAGUGAAGAUGAAGUUGCAGGAAUUUGUGUUAAACAAGAAGAAGGCUCUGGCCCACCGGAAUCUCAACCACUGCAUAUCCAGCGACCCUCGCUUCUGGUACGGGAAGACUCAGCACAGCUCUCUGGACCAGAGCUCCCCACCCCAAAGCGGCGUCUCCGGCACCUACAACCACCCGGUCCUGGGGAUGUACGAUUCCAAAGACGACUUCCCACUCAGAAAAACAGCCUCUGAACCCAACCUGAAGCUGCGCUCCAGACUAAAGCAGAAGGUGGCAGAGAGGAGGAGCAGCCCCCUCCUGCGCAGGAAGGACGGGCCUGUGGUGACGGCGCUCAAGAAGCGCCCUCUGGAUGUCACAGGUACUGCGGACUCUGCAUGCAACAGUGCUCCUGGAUCUGGUCCCAGCUCUCCGAACAACAGCUCCAACAACAUCAGCACUGAGAACGGAAUCGCAGGAUCAGUCACGAGUAUCCAAGCAGAGACCAGCCUGGCUCACAGGCUCGUGAACCGCGAGGGCUCCGUGACACAGCUCCCGCUCUACACCUCGCCCUCCCUGCCCAACAUCACGCUAGGACUGCCUGCCACCGGCCCCUCCAGCGCGGGACAAGCACAGCAGGAUGCAGAGAGGCUCGCAAUCCCAGCCUUACAGCAGCGGAUCUCCUUAUUCCCUGGCACUCACCUCACUCCCUACCUGAGCACUACAACGUUGGAGAGGGAUGGGGGAACUGCACACAACCCUCUCCUGCAGCACAUGGUCCUACUGGAACAGCCAACUGCACAAACGCCCCUGGUCACAGACUGGUAUCUUUCAGGACUGCCCCUGCACGCACAGCCCCUGGUGGGUGGAGAGAGGGUCUCCCCUUCGAUCCACAAGCUGCGGCAGCACCGCCCGCUCGGGCGCACCCAGUCUGCUCCCCUGCCCCAGAACGCCCAGGCCCUCCAGCAGCUGGUGAUCCAGCAGCAGCACCAGCAAUUCCUGGAGAAACACAAACAGCAAUUCCAGCAGCAGCAGCUGCACAUCAACAAGAUCAUCUCCAAGCCCACGGAGCCGGCGCGGCAGCACGAGAGUCACCCCGAGGAGACGGAGGAGGAGCUGCGGGAGCACCAGGCCCUGCUGGAGGAGCCCUACGGCGACAGGGCCGCGGGCCAGAAGGAGCCCCCGGCGCUGGCCAGCGUGGUGCAGGUCAAGCAGGAGCCCAUCGAGAGCGAUGAGGAGGAGGCAGAGCCGCAGCAGGAGCUGGAGUCCGGGCAGAGGCAGGCGGAGCAGGAGCUGCUCUUCCGCCAGCAAGCCCUGCUUCUGGAGCAGCAGCGGAUUCACCAGCUGAGGAACUACCAGGCGUCGCUGGAGGCCGCUGGCAUGCCCGUGUCCUUCGGGGGACACCGGCCCCUGUCCCGGGCACAGUCCUCCCCCGCCUCAGCCACCUUCCCCAUGUCCGUGCAGGAGCCACCCACUAAGCCAAGGUUCACAACAGGCCUUGUGUACGACACGUUGAUGCUGAAGCACCAGUGCACCUGUGGAAACACCAACAGCCACCCCGAGCACGCGGGCAGGAUCCAGAGCAUCUGGUCCAGGCUCCAGGAGACGGGGCUGCGGGGCAAGUGUGAGUGCAUCCGUGGCAGAAAGGCAACGCUGGAAGAACUGCAGACGGUUCACUCGGAAGCCCACACGCUGCUUUAUGGCACAAACCCUCUGAACAGGCAGAAACUGGACAGCAAGAAGCUUCUAGGUUCCCUAACGUCGAUGUUUGUCAGGCUGCCUUGCGGUGGUGUCGGGGUUGACAGUGACACCAUUUGGAACGAGGUGCACUCGUCUGGCGCUGCUCGCCUGGCCGUGGGCUGUGUCAUCGAGCUGGUGUUCAAAGUGGCCACAGGAGAACUGAAGAAUGGAUUUGCUGUUGUCCGGCCCCCGGGCCACCACGCGGAGGAGAGCACACCCAUGGGUUUCUGCUAUUUUAACUCUGUGGCAAUUGCAGCCAAGCUGCUCCAGCAAAGGCUCAAUGUGAGCAAAAUCCUCAUCGUGGACUGGGAUGUCCACCAUGGGAAUGGUACUCAGCAGGCCUUCUACAACGAUCCCAACGUCCUUUAUAUCUCACUACACCGCUAUGAUGAUGGCAACUUCUUCCCAGGCAGCGGUGCUCCAGAUGAGGUUGGCACAGGAGCAGGAGUCGGUUUCAAUGUUAACAUGGCAUUUACUGGUGGCCUGGAUCCGCCCAUGGGAGACACGGAAUAUUUAACUGCCUUCAGGACAGUAGUGAUGCCCAUUGCCAAUGAGUUUGCCCCAGACGUUGUGCUGGUGUCAUCUGGUUUCGAUGCUGUGGAAGGGCACCCCACACCCCUCGGAGGAUACAAUCUGUCAGCAAAAUGCUUCGGGUACCUGACGAAGCAGCUGAUGGGCCUGGCCGGGGGCCGCGUCGUGCUGGCCCUGGAGGGUGGCCACGACCUCACGGCCAUCUGUGAUGCCUCGGAGGCUUGUGUGUCAGCCCUGCUGGGAAACGAGCUUGACCCUCUUCCGGAGAAGGUUUUCCAGCAGAGAGCAAACGCUAAUGCGGUGCAUUCCAUGGAGAAAGUCAUUGAGAUCCACAGCAAAUACUGGCAUUCCCUCCAGCGUUUCGCCUCCACGGUGGGAUAUUCCCUGGUGGAGGCCCAGAAGUGUGAGAAUGAGGAGGCGGAGACGGUGACGGCCAUGGCAUCACUGUCAGUGGGCGUGAAGCCGGCGGAGAAGAGACCUGAGGACGAACCCAUGGAAGAGGAGCCUCCACUGUAGCACCCACCUUCGAGCUGGAGUUCUCCUGUCUGUUCGUCUUCGUCUUGAAGCUCUGCCAAGAAGCUUUCUCUUGUUACUCCUGCGUCCUGUCACGGUUAUUUCCCGAACACGGAAGGACAGCCAGGUGUAAAGCAAAGCAAGCGACACAAAAAAACAAAUCUCUCCGCAUCUUUGAGUCUCUUUUUGCCGAAAAAGAACCGCUGGUGAAGAGCAGCAAAGGACUGACACGUUGGGCACUCUUCCUCUGGUCCUCACCGGGAGCGGAAAGAGGAAUGAUGCCUGGAAGUCUUUGGCAGAGUUGCCAAACAAAAAA
Messenger RNA from Cyanistes caeruleus (blue tit), 3908 nucleotides. The record is from RefSeq and is a predicted model, not a curated record. NCBI's taxonomy places the organism in Eukaryota, Metazoa, Chordata, Aves, Passeriformes, Paridae.